AUGGCUGAUGAUGGUGAAGUUACCAAGAUGGAUCUUGUCUGUGAUGAAAGUCCAGAUGAUAAACCUUUAACUAUCUCAGAAAAUGGUAAAUCAAAUAAUGAAGGUGAUUUAAGAAAUGGUAUAAAUUCUGAUAAUGCUGAAAAUAUAAAUGGUCAAUUAGAACCACCGGUAAAAAAAUUUAAAUCAGAAAUUAAUACAGGAGAAGAAAAUACAAGUCCUGUUCCUGAUGAUCCUAAAAAUGAAAAGGAUUUAAAAAAUCACGCAUCUUCAAAUGGCUUCUCAACAAACAACGAUAAGACAGGUGUAGAAACAGAAAAUGAAGUACAAAAUUUAGAUAAAAGUGCGGGUAAAAAUUACAGUGAUGAAUGUUCUGAUGAUAUUCCUAAAAUAACUAAAGAAAUAACAAAAAAUGAAAUUACUGAAAAGAAUGAACCAUAUAGUUUUGAGAAUUUGUUAGAUGGUAUAGAAAAAACAUUUAUUGAAGAAUGUAAAAAACCAACAGCUACAAAAUGUAAAGUGUUAGAUACAAUAUUAUUUGGCAUACAUAAUGAAGUUAGGAGUCAUCAAGAGGAAGUUAAAAAAAUGAUACAGGGAAAGAAAAUUACUCUACCUAAUUGUAUUUAUGUACCACCUUCUUUAACAGUUGACAUGGUUUUUGAACAUGAUCCAGAAGUAUCCUUUGAUGCAUUUUUUGCUAAGACAUUUGAAACUAAAAAGCCACAACCUACAGAAGAUGAAAAGAAAAAAAAAGCAAUAUUUAAAUCUAUUUUUAAAUCUCCAAAUAUGAGUCAACUUAUUAUGGAUAUUGGUGACGGUUUAGUAAAAGAACACGUCUAUGGUGAUAUUGUAUUCCAAAGAAAUCUCCCAGAGCCACCGCGUUCUCCAGAAGAGUAUGAAAGAGUUGUUAUUCAACUAAGACCACUUUAUGAGCAGGUUAAAGAAGAUAAUAAACCAUAUAAAGUUAAAUAUAAAAAAUGUAAAGCGUGUGGCUUUAAAACAGAAUCUCAAGUUAUUCUCGCAGAACAUCUUCAAAAACUUCAUUUUGAUGGAAAAAGAUAUCGUUGUACAUAUUGCUCUGAAGUUGAUGCUAGUGAGAAGAAAAUUCUUAAACACAUUAGAAAUGUUCACGAAAAAGAACCUGUCAUUGACCCUGUUCCAGAUAAGUAUCAAUGUCCAAUAUGUGAAGAAAAUUUCCCAUUUAAAGGACCAAGAGAAGCUCAUUAUAAGAUCUGUAAAAAAGAUAGAAUGAGGGUAUUUAAUAUUCAAAGGAUCGAUGAAGAGAAAGAUAUCAAUGCUAUUAAUAAAUUAUUUGAUUCUCAAUUGAAGUAUUACAAUCCAUUACAGGAAGCCCAACUUCGAGCUGAAGCUGAAAGAGUCAAAUUAGAAAAAGAAAAACAACAACAGAUGCAAAUGUUAGAAAAGGCUAAAAAAGAAGCUGCAGCUAAAGCGGCAAAACGUACAGCAUCUAAUGAUUUGAAGAAUGCUUCACAAAACUUUAAUGCUGCUGCAAUGGCAAAUUUGAUGAGGUCGAAUCCACAACUUGCUCAUAUGGCUGCACUUUCAGAAAUAUUAUCUAAAAUGAAUCCAUCAGAUGCAUUAAAAUUAAUGCAACAACAAGCACACGCUGUUGCAGCAACCAAUAAAGGGAAUGAACAAAGUGCCCUUCAACAACAGGCUCAAUUUAUUCAACAGUUAAUACUUAUGCAAACAACCAAACAAAUUAGUCCUCAACAACAAUUGGGAAUGAUUCAAAUGGCACAACUAGUGCAGUUAUUAAAAAAUCAACAACAACAAACACAGUUACAACAAUUAGCUCAACAACAAGCAUCUUCUUCAACUGCCUCUGCUUCGACUUCUAAACCUCAAAAUAAUAAUUCAUCUGAUACUCAAAGAAUAUGGCUUGCUAUGAUGGAGAAAGCUGUAAGUACAAGGGUCAUUCCUCCAGAUUUACGAAAACACAUUGAUCAUAUUAGAAAAGACAAAAAUACAAUGAAUGAUAUUAUACAAAAGAUAAUGAAAUUGGAUGAAAAUAUUAAAAAAAAUUCAAAUUAUAAGUUGUCGCAAGAGGAUAAAUUUGUUCAACAUAUGUAUAUCAUACUUAAAAUAAUAUCCGAUGAAGAAGAAGCUGCUAAGAAAAAAAUUUCAUGUGAGUUAUGUAACCAAAGUCAGUCAAAUAAAUCUUCACUUUUUCUUCAUUUACGAUCUGAGCAUAAGCAGCUGUUAUAUAAAGAACCAUCGUAUAUGGAUAAUGGACCUUCUAUUCCGUGUGAAAAAUGUAGUGCUAAGUUUUUUACAUGGCUUGCAUUGGAAAGGCAUUAUUUUGAUAAACAUAAUCUUGUUACAGUUGAUCUUCUUCAUAAAGCACAGAGAAAUGAAGAUGGUGGUGUAUGUAAAUUAUGUAAAAAUACAUUUAAGAGUGGUUUUGUUACACAUAUGGUUAGGGAACAUAAACAAGAAGUUGCUUCAAUAGCAAUAAGUCCUAGUUGUGAUUUUUGCAGUGUCAAAGCAAAUUCAUAUGCUGAACUGAUACUACACAUUUCUGAGAAGCACAAACGGUGA
Strongyloides ratti is the source of this 2559-nucleotide messenger RNA. RefSeq names its product MEP-1. The record is from RefSeq and is a predicted model, not a curated record. Gene Ontology annotation, biological process: regulation of gene expression. Lineage: Eukaryota; Metazoa; Nematoda; Chromadorea; Rhabditida; Strongyloididae. The transcript has 2 exons. Gene Ontology annotation, cellular component: nucleus. Bases 1 to 2559 code for a protein of 852 amino acids.